AUGAUGAAUACUACAGCACCCCCCAUGAGCAGCAUCAGCGUUCCUUCCAGUAUCUAUCCAGCACAAGCGGACCCACAGCAAUACCACCAACAAGCUCAGGCUCAGGCACAGGCUCUACCACCGCAAAGAAGUUUGUCUCCAUCUCCAGAAGAUCAUGGUCAAAGACUGCUUGCCAUGCUGAAUGACGUGCUGCCUCUGGUAGAUGAAGAUCCAGAAAUGCUCACUCUCAUGCAAGAUGUCACUAGAUUGGUGUGUGAGUACCAGUAA
This is a messenger RNA of Seminavis robusta, 267 nucleotides long. NCBI's taxonomy places the organism in Eukaryota, Bacillariophyta, Bacillariophyceae, Naviculales, Naviculaceae. The record is from the annotation of a GenBank genome assembly.